UCCAAAAUCUCCUUUUAGUCUCGACAUGGCUUGCCAAAAGGCUCUUUUCGAGAAGCAAAUUCUCGACUUGUAUAACCAAAUCUCCAAUCUCGAGAGCCUUAAACCUUCCAAAAAUGUCGACACUUCAUUCCAACAGCUCAUGUCCAUAUGCUUGCCCACAGAGACAAACAUCGACGUCGAGAAGUUGUGCCCAAAAGUCCAAAACAUCAGAACGAAUCUCAUCAAACUACGUAGUGAAGCUAUAGGGUAUUCAGAGCAAUACUUCUCUACAGUCUUGGGAUCUCUCGAAGACAACCCGCUUCGCCAUUUAGAUCUCUACCCUUACUACACCAACUACCUCAAACUGAGCAAGGUCGAGUUUGAUCUCCUCACGCUACACACGAGCCAUGUCCCAACCAAGAUCGCGUUCGUUGGUUCCGGUUCGUUGCCCUUCACAUCCAUCAUCUUAGCUAAGUUCCACCUCCUAAACACGACGUUCCACAACUUUGACAUCGACCCUCAAGCCAAUUCCCUCGCCUACCAACUUGUAUCACGUGAUCCUGAUCUUUCCAGUCGCAUAAUCUUUCACACAAUGGAUAUACUCAACGCCACAGACAUUCUACGUGACUACGAUGUUGUUUUCUUGGCAUCUCUUGUUGGGGUUGAUAAAGAAGCAAAAUUCAAAGUCAUUGAACACUUGGAGAAACACAUGGCUCCUGGAGCUCUUCUCAUGCUUAGGAGUGCUAAAGGCCUUAGAGCGUUCCUGUAUAUAGACGUUGAUCCUUGUGAUCUAAGAGGUUUUGAGGUCUUGGAGACUUAUCACCCGUCGUUGUCAGAUGGGUUUGUGAACUCGGUUAUGGUCGCACGCAAACUCAGCGAUUGAUUUAUUUCGAGCGGUGUAUAUUGGAACUUGAU
This is a messenger RNA of Raphanus sativus (radish), 894 nucleotides long. Its product is annotated as nicotianamine synthase 2-like. The record is from RefSeq and is a predicted model, not a curated record. Gene Ontology annotation, biological process: nicotianamine biosynthetic process. Gene Ontology annotation, molecular function: nicotianamine synthase activity. Bases 26 to 862 code for a protein of 278 amino acids. The transcript has a single exon. Lineage: Eukaryota; Viridiplantae; Streptophyta; Magnoliopsida; Brassicales; Brassicaceae.